AUGUUGCCUAACACAGAGCAGGCCAGGGAGACACGGGGACCAUGGCAGUUUCUGUCUUCUCUACCCCUCUUUGUUGUCUCCUGGAGCUCAGCUAACAAAUGUCUUCUGAAGGUCGGACACUACAGCGCUCAGCUGGAACAGUACCAGAAAGCGAUUGAAAUCUAUGAGCAGGUUGCAAUGAGCACCAUGGACAAUCCCCUACUCAAGUACAACGCAAAAGAGUAUUUCUUUAAGGCAUCGCUCUGUCAUUUCAUUGUAGAUGAGCUCAAUGCCAAGUUGGCCAUCGAGAAGUAUGAAGAGAUGUUUCCAGCCUUCUCAGACUCCAGAGAGCUCAAACUGUUAAAGAAACUGCUAGAAGCCCACGAGGAGCAGAACAGCGAGGCGUUCACGGAGGCCGUGAAGGAGUUUGAUUUUGUGUCUCGCCUGGACCAGUGGCUGACCACGAUGUUACUACGCAUCAAGAAAACCAUCCAGGGGGACGCUGGAGACCUGAAAUAGACACAAUUAGAAGGGGGAGAGAACAAAGGGGGGGGAAUAGGGGAAGGGGCCAUUGAAGAGAGAAGGAAGAUGAGAGUGGAGGGGAUUAAAUGAUGGAUCAAGAGACAGGCAUGUAUCUUAAUGGAUGUGUAAAAGUAGAAUAAAGUAAAGGCAGAAAGAUGAAAGAGGGUGGGAGGUGAAGGAGUUUACAGUUGUACAUAUCAGUCUGCAUGUGACCUGCCCCCCCAAUGAGCUAAGCAUCACCUUUAAAUCACCUUAAGAUCACCCUGUGUCUCCCGGUCCUGCAGUAUUGCUCUCAUAACACUGGACAGAAUUGUACUUAAAAGUAAGAGUGGAAAGAAAACGUGUGUGUGUGCGUGUGCGUGUGCGUGUGUGCGUGUGUGUGUGUGUGUGUGUGAAAGAGAAAGAGUGUGUGUCCACACCAGAAAGGUAAAUGAAACUAUCUGAUGGGAAGGUUUGCAGCUUACAUGAGAUUUAAGAAAAUAUGUUAUUAAAAAACAAUAUUGAGAAAUAUUAUUUAUGAGAUUACUGAUAUUUAUUGUCAAUACUGAACAUAUUUAUUGUUUAUUAUGGUGCUCAGUGUUAUGAUUUGUCUUACUAUUUUAGGUAUUAGCCCCUCAGCUCUCUCUCCUUCUCCUUUCUCCUUUACUUCUUCUCCUCCUCCUCCUCUGUCUCACUGUCCUCUCCGCAUCCCCACACCCUGUCAAAUCAGUGAAAUCACCCAUUGUGAUUGGUUGGCUCUUUGUGUUCAGGCCAGUGGUGGUUCGGCACAGUAAGCCACCAGUGCUGACUCCUGUCACUGCCUUGUUUUGUGCAUGUCUACUGUCAUGUUGUUGUAAGUGUUCUCCGUGUUGUGCUAAUGUGUGAAGAACAUACAUGUAGCCUCGUAUCAUUUGUGUGAAAUCAGUAAAUAUGUACUUCAGAGACCGAGUUGAAUAAAAACAUCAGC
Messenger RNA from Oreochromis aureus, 1447 nucleotides. Its product is annotated as beta-soluble NSF attachment protein-like. Gene Ontology annotation, molecular function: syntaxin binding; soluble NSF attachment protein activity. Gene Ontology annotation, cellular component: vacuolar membrane; synaptobrevin 2-SNAP-25-syntaxin-1a complex; terminal bouton. The coding region runs from base 1 to 498 and encodes 165 amino acids. Gene Ontology annotation, biological process: regulation of synaptic vesicle priming; intracellular protein transport; SNARE complex disassembly. The transcript is spliced from 5 exons. The record is from RefSeq and is a predicted model, not a curated record. NCBI's taxonomy places the organism in Eukaryota, Metazoa, Chordata, Actinopteri, Cichliformes, Cichlidae.